AUGGCCAUCCCCCAGAAGUCCUCGUACUACGACCGGAACCUCCGCCAGGGUCCCGCACUGAUUCGAGCACGCAAGCCUUACCUCGCAAAGAACCUCGCUGUCGGUGCUGGGCUCUGGUGCUUCGUCGGCGCAGUGUACUGGUACACGAUCAAGGCGGUCGGCCAGGACGAAUUCGAAGACGUCAAGGUCCCCGAUGCCCCGAGGCAACAGGCCAAGUCUAACUAG
Molecule: messenger RNA, 225 nt
Organism: Colletotrichum graminicola M1.001
Lineage: Eukaryota; Fungi; Ascomycota; Sordariomycetes; Glomerellales; Glomerellaceae
Exons: 3
Coding region: 1-225 (74 amino acids)
Biological process (GO): mitochondrial respiratory chain complex IV assembly
Cellular component (GO): mitochondrial inner membrane
Source: RefSeq, a predicted model, not a curated record